UGGUCAAAAAUCAAGGAGAAGAAGGGUGCAAAUGAUUCGCGCAAGGGCGCCUUGUAUAGCAAAGCCCACCGCGUGAGUGUGGUACCCCAAUCCUACACUAUGCCGUUCGUAACUCUUCAACAGGACAUUGUAAUAGCGGUGCGAACCGGUGGAAGUGUAGAUCCAGAACAAAAUACUACCCUUGCCGCGGUGAUGAAGCGUUGCAGGUCCCAGGGCGUGCCAAAUGACAAUAUAGAGAGCGCGCUCAAGAAGAUUGCUGGUGCAAAAGACCGAGGAGACCAGCAUCUGACAUAUGAGGUCAUGGCGCCAGGUUCCAUCGGUCUGAUUAUAGAAUGUUUGUCGGACAACAUCAACCGCACAAUGCACGCCGUUCGGAAUCUGGUAACCGGCCACGGCGCUCGAAUAGCACCGGUCAAAUUCUUGUUUUCACGAAAAGGCUCUGUGAAAGUAGCACUCGACAAACAAGACGGGUUCGAGACGAAACUUGACAGCCUCAUCGAGCAUAUGCUCGACUCCGGAGCUGAGGAUUUCAAAGAGACAGCGGCCAACGACACGGAAGUCGAGAUGGAAUUUUUGUGUCAGCCACAAGACCUCGCACAGGUAACUGCAGCAGCUUCGGGUUCUGGUCUGUGCCGAGAUUUGCUGGCCAGUGAACUUGUCUAUUCGCCAGUGGAAGAAGGCGAAGCUAUCGAUGAGGACACAACUCAAAAGCUAGCGGAGUUAGUUCAGGAACUUGAAGACCAUGACGAUGUUCUUCGGGUUUGGACGACACAUAGUAUAUAA
Molecule: messenger RNA, 783 nt
Organism: Postia placenta MAD-698-R-SB12
Lineage: Eukaryota; Fungi; Basidiomycota; Agaricomycetes; Polyporales; Adustoporiaceae
Exons: 6
Cellular component (GO): mitochondrion
Source: RefSeq, a predicted model, not a curated record